AUUGAGUCAGAUACUUGAGUUUCACAACUUCCCCUAUCGUCGAAUUUCAUCUAAGCCUGUGAUAAUUGUCCCGGGAUGCCGCCCCAAUAUUUCUGGGCCACACUGAAUUUUGCAAUCGGUUUCGCAACGCACCUGUUUAUGAGUCGAAACAAUAACUUCGAGCACGUUUGAUAAGAUUAGGCAGUCUACCAGUGUGUCAGCACUCAGUCACAGUCACUCUCAAGUCGACACCCGAGUGAGGUGUUGAAGAUCCUAAGUGAUCCCGCUGUCCAUCAUUCUUCUGAACUUUCUAAGUCAGCCGCACAAAUAAAAACCUGUGAUUAGAACAAAGGAAGCUGGACUGUUUUUGUGAGAGAGAGAAAAAAACACUCGUUUUGAGAGGAAAAUGACGACUCACGCAACAAACUCGGCUGCGGAAGCUGUUCCCAUGAGUAGCUUACCAUCAACUUCAGCUGCAGCCGCUCAAGAUCCGAAGACUCGUGCACUCGGCGUGAGAACAUCAGAAGGUGACAAUGCGACGUGCGUGGAAGUUCUGGCGACGGUUCUCUCAAUUUGCCUGAUGGUCAUCACGCUGCCCUUCUCCCUGUUCUUCGUGUUCAAAGUUGUGGCUGAGUACGAGCGGGCUGUGAUCUUCAGAAUGGGUCGCCUGCGAUCGGGAGGAGCUCGAGGUCCGGGUGUUUUCUUCGUGCUGCCCUGCAUCGAUGAGUACUGCAAGGUGGACCUGAGGACAGUGUCCUUCGAUGUACCUCCGCAGGAAGUGCUGACUAAGGACUCCGUCACCGUAUCCGUGGACGCUGUUGUCUAUUAUCGCAUCAGUGAUCCACUGAAGGCAGUCAUUCAGGUGGCCAACUACAGUCAUUCAACCCGUCUCCUGGCCGCCACGACGCUCCGCAAUGUGCUGGGCACGCGAAAUUUGUCUGAGCUUCUGACGGAGCGCGAGGCAAUUUCGCACACGAUGCAAGUCUCUCUGGAUGAGGCCACGGAUCCCUGGGGUGUGAAGGUGGAGCGUGUGGAGAUCAAGGAUGUGUCUCUGCCCAUGCAGCUACAGCGCGCCAUGGCGGCGGAAGCAGAAGCGUCACGGGAGGCACGCGCCAAGGUGAUUGCCGCUGAGGGUGAAAUGAAGGCAUCGCGUGCACUCAAGGAGGCCUCAGACAUCAUGUCCGAGAGUCCAGCUGCUCUGCAAUUGCGCUACCUGCAAACUCUCAACACUAUCAGCUCGGAGAAAAACUCCACGAUCGUCUUCCCUCUGCCACUAGAGGUGCUCAACUUUUUCCAAGCCAAAACCAAUCAGAUCAUGGAGUCGCGAUAGUAAGGUGCUC
Phlebotomus argentipes is the source of this 1319-nucleotide messenger RNA. Its product is annotated as band 7 protein AGAP004871-like. Bases 386 to 1309 code for a protein of 307 amino acids. Gene Ontology annotation, cellular component: plasma membrane. The record is from RefSeq and is a predicted model, not a curated record. The transcript is spliced from 4 exons. NCBI's taxonomy places the organism in Eukaryota, Metazoa, Arthropoda, Insecta, Diptera, Psychodidae.